UUUAAGCGGUAAAAGAAAAUUGGAGCAUAUUUAAAGGACGGACCAGAAGAUGUUUCAUUGAAUGUAGAAUGCAAAGAUUUUUUAUUUCAAGAGAAUUCUAUGUUCGUAAGAGGGUCUUCAAAGUAUUUCCUGUUCGAACAACUGCAUAUCUACAAAUAUUAUCUUGCAAAUUUAUCAUCGGUUCGAAGGCGAGACUGUCAAAAAAGCAGGCAACGGUCCCAGUCCAACCGGUUAUUACAAAAUCUGCAAAAAGGAGACAGGUGUGCCAGCUCAUAUUGGACCAGUUUGAGCAACAGUACAGCAAGGAACUGGGCCCAUUAUGGCUCUCUGCAAAGGUUGUGUUGCUGAACCCACAGUGCUGGCAGUACGGCGUCAUGCUCAACCGAUUUACUUCAGUGGCAGACAUCACACGGAUCCUCAAGUUGCAAGGCUUCACCAGCAUACUACCCAGCUCAGUUAUCUACACCCUGGACCCUGUUGAUACCCACACACCACAACCAGACACCCACCCUCCAUCCAUACUCUCAACCAAUCAGUCUCUUCCCUUUCAGAAUUUGCCUGUCCCCAUUCCAAAACAUAACUCAGAGCCCAGCUCUCACCACAAUCCUCCCCCUAUGCCUUCUGCGGACCCAGGCCCUUUUCCUCGUCCCUCUCCAUCUCCCCAUCCCCCUCCUGUCCCCUCCCUGCAGUGCCUGAUCCACACCUCCCCAGUACGGUUCCCCUCCCAGAGUCACAGGCCGGGCCAGUUGAAGCAGUACUACCUUCUAAAUGCAGCUUCCCUCCUCCCAGUGCUGGCUCUGGAGGUGAGAGAUGGGGACAGAGUCCUGGAUCUUUGCUCAGCCCCUGGAGGAAAAGCACUGGCCAUCCUGCAGACUGCUCACCCAGCUCUUUUAUGUUGUAAUGAGGUGGAUCCUAACAGGAGGGAUUGGCUUGUUAAAACCCUGGAGUCAUUUCUUCCUCACUCGCUAAGCGACACAGUCACUGUCUGCAACCUAGAUGGUCGCACAUUUGGGGAAAGUCAGCCUGGAAUGUAUGACAAGGUGUUGGUGGACGUUCCGUGUUCUAAUGACCGUAGCUGGCUGUUUUCCACCCUGAGCCAGCAGGGGGCGCCCAGGCUGAGAGAGAGGAGGAACCUACCCAACCUUCAAACUGCUCUGCUCAGGUCAGCUCUUCAAGCAGUGCGUCCAGGGGGUGUGGUUGUGUACUCCACCUGUACUCUGUCCCGUGCUGAGAAUCAGGAAGUGGUGGAGGCCGUCCUAUCGUCGGUUCCGGGGGCGGAGCUUGAUGAUCUGGAGGAGGAGCUGGUACUCCCACUCUCAGACCACUUCACCUUUGCUCCGCCUGGCCACGCCCCCAGUGGGAUUCUAGUGGUCCCUCAUCCGGGCAAGACCUGGGGGCCCAUGUUUGUGUCACGCAUCAAGAGGACACACUGAACCUAGGUAGAAAAUGGUGUCAGCCAGCCAACACAUAAUACAUAUUUAUUCAUGAUGUACAACGAUUGUAAUUGUUCUAUGCAUCUGUGAAAGCAUUUAUUUUAAAGGUUAAGACAAUCUCCAAGGUUAUUUGGGGGAAAUAUGUGUGUAUUAAAGAGUUGUGGAAAGCAACCAUGAUACAAUUUGAGGGGUUCGGGAUGUCUAGAAAAGUCUGUGCCAGCACAUCACACCUGAGUAAAGUAGAGCAGAUUUACCUGACCUCACCAAACUAAGCUAAAGCACUAAGCAGGCAGACCGGUUCAUAUUAAACUAUACAUGAGUAUACCAGACGAGACUAAACAAAACUAAAGCAGGCAGACCAGUCUAGACCAGGCCAUAAACACUGUAAAGGAAAAUGAAGGGAUGUUGAAUUGUCAAGUCAUGCACGACACCCUUUUUAAUCACUGCCCAGUUCAUUCACCCAGGAAAUGAAUAGUCAUAUUCAGACCACUUGCAGGAUGACUCUUUCACCAUUGUGAAUCAAAUGUGAAAACAGGUUUUUUCAAGUGAUUGCUGCGCGAGUUAGAUGACUGCUGGACUGGGAAAUGGCCUUGGCAGCUUCGGCGCUCGCAUCACAGUUGACAUUUAGAACCUCCCUCUCAUCUCUGCCGCUUAAUAAUGUCAAAGCCUGUUACCAGCGAUGCCUUCUGGGGGAGAGAGAGCUUUUUCUAGUCCUUGGGCAGUUUGUGGGCAUUAUACAAUAUGUAUACUGUGUCAUGACCUCAGAAAGGCUAAUUGACGUUGGUUAAGAACACCUCCACUGAACUACAGGCUAUGCUUCUAUUUAUUAUUGAGUGAAAAGUUGAAACUUACAUGAAAAAAAUACAUGAAUUUCAGAAUAUCUUACAUGACUAUUUGGUAGGUCCCCCAUCAUUCUAUCCCAGAAUGAUGUUCCAAUGAGCUUCUUGUGACGUCACAGAAGGCUUGGCUUUCUCAAUCUUCAGUUCUCCCAUUAAAUGAUCAAGGUGGUCUCAGACUUUUGGACCUUACUGAGUGCCAUCCUCUCAGGCUAGCCCUCCAUAUGAUAGUCCUACUGAGUCUGUCUUCUAGUUUUGCUGGUGCAAGUGAUUGGCAACCACUCCAGCUUGCCCCCACAUUAGCCAAAUAGCACCGUAGUCAGAUUUACAUAUAGAGGAGGAGAAGCAGGGACUUGAUUUGAGAUUUGGAGAGCAUCCAUGUCCCACCCACAAACAUCAGAUUCUUCUGGAUGUCACAGAACAUCCCUAAUGGCCUCAUCCGUCAAACAGGCAGGUGAGCAACAUUGGCGGAGAAAGGCACUUUGGAUGACCCUGAUGGCCCAUUACAGGAUGAGGGAGGAGCAGGGGAGAAACGAGAGAAGAGAGGACUGCAGAAAAAAGAGAAAGCAGGAAACAAAGUAGAUGAGUGAAUAAGGGGAAGGAGUUUGGCUCUGCUUUGCCCUGAGAUUACUCUAUCCAGCAGACAGUCUGUAGCCUAUGUUAUCUGUGUAAAAGGUAUUAUGGCUAGCAUGACAGUACAUUUACCUGUUACACAAGUGAAACUGAAAACACUUGAUACCAUUUAAUUACAUAGCAAUUCCUAUGUACCUGCAAUGUCUUUUUCUAUAGGCUUGGUAUUGCUAUGUAGUUACAUCAUGGUAGCAUAAUGUAACCUUAAUGUAAAGUGUUGCCCCAAAUUUGAAUAGUCUUGACACCCAGGACUGCUUUGGAUAGAAAGUGUCGAGAAAAUCCCACUCUCUUCAAAUAUGUCAUAUCCACAAGAGCUCUUGUAAGGUUAAUGAUGUGUGAACAUGUGCAUUCUAUGAGUUAAAGAGGCUGUUGGUUCAGUAGAGAGCCCACGGAUAUAAAUGUAAUUGCUGUCUAGAGAAUGAUGGCUUCAAAUGGCCUUGUGCCUGUGUCAAACACCUACACCAGUCAGACACUCGUACUCGCAGAUUAUUGGCUGUUAUUCUGAUAUUGCUAUUUUUAUUGGCUGCCCUAGUUUACUUGCAAUGCUCCGACUCCCUUCGCAAAAAAUAUGUCAAACGUAUCGCCGUGCUCGAACAAACGGACCACCAUUUUCGCACAAAGCAACUUUGAGAGGGGGGUUGGAAUGGGGGCUAUGCUGAGGUCGUCCAUGUUGUUGACCCCCAUGUGAACUCUGAGUCUUUCUCAUUCCCAGAUUACUGAGUGUCCUGGGGGUCUCCCCAUCUCUUGCGCUCUGUCACGCAGUAGCCCUCCGCCACUUCAAAGAGGGAGAAUGUAGGCCUACUUUGCAUAAUCAGGUGGAGAACUGCUUUUGCCAGAGAGGCGGGAAUUAAUUUGCAGCGCCUCCAGAUGUAGUCAUUAAAACGGCGCUGGCAAUGAUGCUGGGCAUGGAGAUGGAGCCAAACAACGAAGACAGUGAUUAUAGUGCAGAGGGAGAGGAGAGAGGAGGUGAAAUAAAUAUUAGAAGAAGUAAGAAACAGUAUUUAAAGGUAUUUGAAAAUAAGGAGGUGUUAUUGAUUUUAAAACAACUCUUAUUCCUAAUCUAUUUGACAGCUCCGCUGAUACGCUGCCAGGAAAGGUCAAGAGCAUCUGUACUUCUAUUGUCCUACCACUUAACAUGACAAGGUGCAAUAGGUCUUAGUGCACACUGAUUAAUGAGUGGUAUCCUGACUCGUAUCAUGGCACAGCUCUCCUGUGAGACUUUACCUGAGUAGUGGAGGUAGAAAAUUAUUUUCUACGUGGAA
Messenger RNA from Osmerus eperlanus (European smelt), 4161 nucleotides. It is a transcript of the gene nsun3, whose product is annotated as NOP2/Sun RNA methyltransferase 3. The record is from RefSeq and is a predicted model, not a curated record. The transcript is spliced from 6 exons. Lineage: Eukaryota; Metazoa; Chordata; Actinopteri; Osmeriformes; Osmeridae. Bases 69 to 1433 code for a protein of 454 amino acids. Gene Ontology annotation, cellular component: mitochondrial large ribosomal subunit. Gene Ontology annotation, biological process: rRNA methylation. Gene Ontology annotation, molecular function: RNA methyltransferase activity.